AUGUUUGAUAAGGAUUGUAUUCAGCAGUAUUACGGGUUUGUGUCCCAUUGGACUACUGCAUACAAUCGCCAAGAGGAGAAUUUUGUUGCGAUUCCACUAAGAACAGUCCGUUUUUCUAACUUAGUUACUCAGAAGUUACGACUUUCAUUUUGGCUAUCUACUUUCAGCAUGCCAAGACUUUGUCGAUCCAGGAACCGGCAUUUCGAAUUGUCAUCGAAAUAA
Molecule: messenger RNA, 222 nt
Organism: Cylicocyclus nassatus
Lineage: Eukaryota; Metazoa; Nematoda; Chromadorea; Rhabditida; Strongylidae
Source: the annotation of a GenBank genome assembly